Messenger RNA from Thermothielavioides terrestris NRRL 8126, 1571 nucleotides. RefSeq lists its product as uncharacterized. Bases 162 to 1400 code for a protein of 412 amino acids. NCBI's taxonomy places the organism in Eukaryota, Fungi, Ascomycota, Sordariomycetes, Sordariales, Chaetomiaceae. The transcript has a single exon. The record is from RefSeq and is a predicted model, not a curated record.
CACGACACAGGCGCGAUCCAAAACAAAGUUCGAGCAGAGCAAGAGCACGGCCAUCAAACCCCUCGCAGCGGCUGGGGGGUGCGCAAGGGAGGUUUUAGUUUUGCGCGAGUCAAAGCAGGACGAUUUGGAUGUCUAGGAGGACAUCCCAGGAGCCAGAGAACAUGGCCACCUAUUCCCCGUACGGGUCCACUCCCGGCCAGGAGUAUUUCUACGACGAUAAGAGCUUCCCCAGCCCGUCCCCGACGCCGUCGCCUCGGGGGCCUUGCUACUACUACGGCGCGACACCUCAGCGGCCGGCGACGCGGGCUCACUUCCGCAACGGCAGCACCAGUGGCAUCAACAACGGCUUUGCCAGCCCUCGCCCACCGUCGUUCUCCCCCCGGUACACGAGCGACGGCCAGUACGCCACUGUCAAUGUGAGUGUUUCGCGGUCAUCGCGCAAGCCAAGUUUUUCGGGUCCGCCGCGCCCCACGCGCGAGCGCCGCUCCUCGUUUUCCUACCACCGCGCUACGGUAUCUCAUGGGGAGUCCGACGAGGACGAGUUCAUCGAUCUCGGCGGCCACACCUUCGUGCUGCCCGGGCGGUCGCGGUCGAAACGAUAUAAGGACCACUUCACUGUCAACGCUGGGGGGCAUGGAACUGAUUACGACUACUAUGCACAGGGCGGUCCCUACUUUGACAGGGAGGCUGGGUUCGCCUCGCCGCGGUACGAGCCUGAUCGCCGGCCGCCUCCCGCUGGGGCUGCCGCUGGCGCCGGACACUCGCGCCGCAACUCGACCUCGGUCCCGCAGCGUCCUCAGACCGCCCGGCCCGCCGCCAUGCACAGGAAGCCGCCGCCGCCGCCUCCUCCCCGCCAGGCCACGGAGGCCGAUGCCAGGCGGCACAAGAUCCCUCCCGGAUUCUCCCUCAAGAACUGGGAUCCCACGGAAGAGCCCAUCCUGCUGCUUGGAAGCGUGUUUGAUGCCAACUCCCUCGGAAAGUGGAUCUACGACUGGACUAUCUACCACCAUGGUGCCGGAUCUCCCAUCGGCGACAUGUCCGGCGAGUUGUGGCUCCUCCUUAUCCAGCUGGCCGGGAAGAUCAAGCGCGCCGAGGAGACGGUCCCCAAGCUCAGGUCCAAGGAGAACCGCGAGAUCCUGGAGGAGUUCAUUGAAGCCGGUUACAGACUCACCGACAAGCUCCGGAAGCUAAUUAAACUGUGUGAGGCCCCGAUGCUCCGCUCCGCAUCCAAGCGCAAGGAGGGUCAGUUGGGCAAGAACGCCGGUGUCGAGUUCGUCGAGACCCUCUGGGGUCGUGACCGGGAGUUCGACAAAACCGACCGCUUCAUGGCGUCCGUCCGUCUCUGGAACCUUCGCUUUGACACCAAUUGCGAAGAAAUGCUCCGGAAUCCCUCCAUCUAAAGCCAUUCCUUGCAUGGGCCUGUCUUCCUUGGGCUGGGCUUUCUAUUUUACCUUCCCGGCCGCGCGCCCGACAGCGCAAGAACCACAAAGCAACACAUUCCAGGAAUACCUACAAGCAAGGCUGUACGAUUAGGUCUCUUGUCGGGGUCAUUUGGUCAUCCAGGUCUUCUA